AUGCAGUUCUCAGAUGGUUCUUCCGAUAUGGAAUGGCGACUCCAGCUCAGAGGCAUGGACAUUUCAGGUCCCAGAGAUAUUCACGUGGAUGCAAACGACACCUCCUUAACGAUCCAACUCAAGCAUUCUGGUUCCCUUAUGACGCUGAUGGAAACAGAUUCUCUCUUUGAUAGGAUAAAGUCGGCCGAAACGAUAUGGUUGGUUGCCCUUUUGAGGAUUCUUGUUGUGGACGGGAAUUUAGAUGACGAUCAGCUUGUCAUUAAUUUGAAGAAGCAGGAUCCCGAAUUGAAAUGGCCCGAUAUUGUGGAGUCUUGGGAGUCAUCGACUGCAGGGUCGACGCAGCUACUUAGAGGAACAUCCAUUUAUAUUGUCGGGGACUCGACGGAGAUUAACCACAAAGUGGCAAAAGAACUUGCAGUUGGUCUUGGGUACACGCCUCUCGAGACCAAGGAGUUGCUUGAAACAUUUGCUAAGCAAACAAUUGAUUCAUGGGUGCUUGCUGAAGGAUAUGAUGCCAUUGCUGAAGCACGGGAUGUCCUAUUAGAAAGCCUCGGUAGUCACGUCCGGGCUGUUGUCGCAACUUUAGGAGGGCAGCAGGGUGCUGCCCGAAGAGCUGAUAAAUGGCAGCACCUUUAUGCGGGAUUUACUGUAUGGUUGUCUACAACUGAAGCAACAGAUGAAGACUCAGCUAAGCAAGAGGCCAGAAGACACGUUGAAGAUGGGAGUCUAGGUUAUGCAAAUGCAGAUGUUGUUGUCAAGCUCCAAGGUUGGGAUGCCGAUUACUCCAAAACCGUGGCUCAAGCAUCUCUGAGUGCGCUCAAACGAUUAGUUUUAUCAGAUAGGAAGCUCCCAGAUAGGAAGAGCCUGUACAUAAGGUUGGGCUGCCGCGGGGAUUGGCCGAACAUCAAGCCCCCAGGGUGGGAUCCGUCAACUGCUGAUGAUUCUAUAACGUCUCCGGAUACAUUGUGAGAAAAUUCAAGUUGCCAGCACGAAAGCAAGGGCAAACAGAGAUUGUCAUCAUCCGGUUCUUCUUGACUUAGUGAAGUCUAAAUAGUCAAUUCAUUUAACUGAGGCUCCUUUCUCUCUUUCCCCACUUUUGUUUUUGUUCCUUCUUUCUUGUUAGCGAUAAUCAUGAACAGGUCAAUGGGUCCAUUCCAUCUAUGCUUACAAACUAAGCUAUGAGUGAAUAUAUACAUGAAUAUAUAUAUAGGUGUUUUGUCUAGUCAAUGGGUCCAUCCCAGUCACCAUCUCCAGACUCCUGCGAUGGUUGUUCAGCCAAAUCACCAGGACCGUGUAGAACUGGCAAUAGAAUUUUUUGACUGGCCAGCUUUCACGUUUCACAUCAACAAUAUAAAACUUUUAUGUAAACAUAGUAGCAUUAAGCACGAGAAUAGAGUACAAAAGAUACCACAUAAAUACACGGACGGUAAAGGCGAUGCCUAAAGACACCCUGCUAAACCAAAAGAGAGAGAUUAUUAGACCACAUUAGCAACAACUCAAGUUUCUCCUUUUACUUGGUAGUUAGCGACUACUUCUUCCGCAGGUCGCGAAAGUAGCCAGAAGGGUUCUUGGCGAACUCGUCCCGGAAGAUGCGCGUGUCCCUCCCCGGAGCUUUCAUGGUCUUCCUUCCGCUGGACCCGGAUGAGUUGCCCGUCAGACUCGCCACGCCAGCACCCACGGCACAGAUCACCAGACCGGCGAUCGCUCUCGCGGCCAUGGUAGCACCACUUCGCUCUCCAUCUUUGCUCUCGCUCCCGCCCAUGUUGAUUCUGAUUAAUGUCAAUAUGCCUUCGGAUAUGACAAGCUAUGAGAUCUCUGUAGUUGUCAGAAGUGUAGUGAUCUGUGCCUUGAUGCUUACAGUGAGAGGCUUUCUGGGUGAAUUUAUAGCGGCUUUGGAGUUUGGACUUAGAUUUACUUAAUCGUGAAGGCUCUGCUUUCUGAAAGACAGACGACAUUUACUUUUAGUAAAGUCAUUACUUAACUAACUUAUUAAC
Molecule: messenger RNA, 1994 nt
Organism: Eucalyptus grandis
Lineage: Eukaryota; Viridiplantae; Streptophyta; Magnoliopsida; Myrtales; Myrtaceae
Product: probable inactive shikimate kinase like 2, chloroplastic
Exons: 7
Coding region: 1-969 (322 amino acids)
Source: RefSeq, a predicted model, not a curated record